UGAAGUACUCAUAAUUUUUAUUUUACUCUGUUUCAGCAUCAUUACACCGAUAAAAUCGAAGCGAGCCAGACGGGUGGCAGGACAGCCUAUGUAGACUAAAGAAUUUACUGAAGGUCACGUAACCUGAGGCCAAGCUGGAUCUCGUGACUCCCAGUCUGGUGCUUUAAUCACGGACCGCUCCUGCUUUACAUGCUGACUUCACCGCUUCACUGAAAAUGUCUGGCAAAACAGCUGGCACGACCAACAACAUAGCUCAGGCCCGAAGGACUGUCCAGCAGUUAAGAAUAGAAGCCUCAAUAGAAAGAAUUAAGGUGUCAAAAGCAUCAGCAGACCUAAUGCUCUACUGUGAAGAGCACGCCAAGAAAGAUCCGUUGCUAAUGGGCAUACCCGCUUCUGAGAACCCUUUCAAGGACAAGAAGACCUGCAUUCUGUUGUAGGAGAGCAGCAGCUCCUCCACAGCCCUCCCGGGCAAAGCCAGCCACCGGCGGGCACGUAGGCAAAUACUCGUAAGGUACCCGCUAGUAGCUGCGCCAGAGCGGCCGUUCCGUCACCGAGCGUAUAAACGAUUUCUUAAGCUUUCUCAAGCACUUAUUCUGUUCCCUAUCUUUAUUAGGAAGCGAGGUUUUCAAACUGAAUUAACUUCUUUCUUGCCCAGGGGAAUGGGGUCUUCGUCCAGCCCGCGGGCGCUGCGCCGGCGUCGCCGCGGUGGGACGGGCAGGGCGAGCCGGGGCUCUCAUCCUCCGCCGGAGCGUGGCCCCGAUUUUGCUUUUCAACUUACACAAACAAGACCAAAGUUGCCUGAGCUUCGCUGACAGAGCAGAGGCAAAGGUGUAGAAACCUGAUCAAACAUCACUGGGUUUACAUUUUUUUUUUUUUUAAUUACGUGUUGAGGGGGGGUGUACCUGUGUUGGUAGCGUGUGUUUAUGCACAGACACAUUUAGAAGUGCAUUAUCUACCAAAAGCUACCUUGAAAAAAAUGAUUGUAGCAACUGCUGGUGAGCUCCAGGGAGCCGUGCCUGCAGCCUUCCUUGUGCUGGCUUCUCCUGCCAGGGCUAGUUUUAAGUUUAAAACCUGAAGCGUUAAGAAUCAGAGAUCUGCAGACUGAUCUUCCUGCUUUUUAAGAUUUGAAAGAGCUGAGUUUUCAGCUUUGAUUCUGCUCCUCUACGUUUUCUUCCUUAAUUAAAAAUCUGUGUUAGUCUAAAAAAAGAAUCGAAAGCUGCAAGCUAGUACUGCCCUGGCUUUGUGUGGAGCUGGAGGCAUGGUUCUGUCCCUCGAGGUCCCAGUUCUGUUUUGUGCAGGGAGUCAGAAUUGGGCUCUUUUUAAAAUUAAUUUUUAAAGGGGAAAAAUGCCAAAUUAUAUCCAGAUUGUGGUUAUGCAGAUAUUAAUUGGAGGGCCUUUCCAUCAAGUAAGUGAUUUUAUAUAUACAUAAUAAAAAAAAGUCUUUCUCUGUGUGUGUGUGUGUGGGUAUGUGUAUAUAUAUAUAAAAACUUUAAUAGUAUAUUUAUACAAACAUUGCAUAUUAACAGAAAACUUUGACGAGAUGGACGAUAGUACUGACUUCAGCUGGCAGCACAUGCCUUUCCCUGUAGCUGGUGGUUCAGAGGUUGAAGUUGCCAUCUGCCAGAACCGUGCAUUUCUGCAAUGGUAUUUACAGAAUUAAUUAACCGCUUGUAAUUUACUGUCUUACAUUGCAUAUUUGCCAUUUCUAUAUUAAACGAGACGCACACUA
Molecule: messenger RNA, 1729 nt
Organism: Athene cunicularia (burrowing owl)
Lineage: Eukaryota; Metazoa; Chordata; Aves; Strigiformes; Strigidae
Gene: GNG12
Product: G protein subunit gamma 12
Exons: 4
Coding region: 216-437 (73 amino acids)
Biological process (GO): G protein-coupled receptor signaling pathway
Cellular component (GO): heterotrimeric G-protein complex
Molecular function (GO): G-protein beta-subunit binding
Source: RefSeq, a predicted model, not a curated record